CUCUUCUGCACGGCACGAAUCCGUUCUUCACCACUGGCUGCGGCUCUCUCAUGCCUGCAUCUCACCGCAAAACCGAACCAUCUUCCACCGAUUCUAGAAUUCCUCAUUCAUUCACCACUGCCACUCCAUCCAUCGGCCUCGCCGUCGGUCACCCCCAUUCACCACCAGCAACUUCAACUCGCCAGAGGUUCUUCUUGUUACUGAGACACCAUCGAGUGUCUUUCUGCUCUCUCCUCUUUCAUUCACCAUGCGCCGACGCAUGGCACUCUCCUUCUGACCCCGGUACCAUUCUGUUCUCCUCGCUUUCUCUCUGCGCCCUCCAUCCACCAUACAGGGUGGUUCGUUUUCGCCCGUCCUAUAUUUAGAUCCUCGCAUUCUCAAUCUCGACUCGGGACAAUCAGCGCGCAACCGUCCAUUCCUUGUCAGAUACCCAGCAUUGAGGGCCUAAUCAAGCGGCCGGUCGGCUUUACUCCCUCUUCGCACGACCUGCGCCCGUCAAGGCCUCUCCCGAAUCUCGUUACCCCCGAAUGAGUCCAAGUCUUCAAUAGCCGCCAUCACCUCUUGUACCACUUAGCCGCCCGCUAUACCCUGGCGCCUCCAACCGCGCAUCCGCCUUCAAAAGAGUCAAGCCGCCUCGUGCCUCUGCCUGGGUCCGCCUGUUGUUGCGCCAUCUGGCCGGUUGGCACGUUUUGUUUUGUUCGGUGGUAGAUGGCAACCCUUACAGCCUCACCACCCAACAUGUCAUCGCCAAUGGCGGCAGCGACGGCGACAGCAAGUCCUCCCUCUCUGACUCCUCUGAUCACCACGACAUCCACUCCGCGGCGGACGAGUUCUCAACGACCUACCUCCUACGUUGAGCGGCGCAUGUCGACCUUUUCUACGAAUUCAAAGGGAUCGCAUCGCCCAUCCUCUCGGCCUACGUCUCAUGUAUUCCCAGCAUUCCAUUCGAGUCUACCUUACACACUCGUCCGCGAUUUCGCGUACCCACCGACCCAUCCUCUACAUUACGGGCCGCCGCCGGAUCAGUCCGGCAUGACGACUCCUGUUAGUGAGACGCGGCGAUUGUCAGACCCAGCGAUUGCGUCUUGGGAAGAUUCUAGGGUGCAUUGGUCGGCGACGCCGCCGUGGAUAUCGGAAACAAGUACAGGGUCGUGGGGACGGGAUCGACUUCCAGCGAUGACCUUCCAGGACGGCGGACCGCCUUACAGCGAGGACGAAGAUAUUCAAUCACCCAUUGUGACUACAAGCCGACACAAAAAACAUAAGUCUAAUGAGCGAGGAAGGUCACCGGGUGCUGCCGGCCCGAAUCGGGGCGUACUGGUUGAGGUUGGUGGUGGUCAUACUGACUAUACUGACGGGCCAGGGGAGGCGGUCGACACGUAUGACAACCACGGGUUACUGUUUCCACAACAUGCUCCAAAUUCGAACUCCAAUUUCGCCAGCCAGUCUCACGGAGGUAGUCGGUCGCCACACAACGCAGAGGAACCAUUUUCUGAAGAGGACUAUUCUGAGGCCGAUGACGACGCGCGCUUCUCCAAAGACUACUCUUUUACCAUUGCCAGUCCGGAUGAGGAGAUGCACGGAAAGGCGGUUGCAUUGUUCGACUUUGAGAGCGAACACCAGAACGAAUUGCCUCUGAAAGAAGGGCAGAUCAUACUGGUCUCUUACCGGCACGGCCAAGGCUGGUUAGUCGCCGAGGAUCCACGAACGGGCGAAAGCGGUCUUGUUCCUGAAGAGUUUGUCCGGUUGGUACGGGACAUCGAGGGCGGUCUUCACGGACUAAACUCGGUGACUUUGGAUGAUGGGAACAAUUUGGACUCGACCAGUCCUAUCUCCACCGACGCCAACAGUUCACUGAACACGCCGGUGCCGGGCAGUCAGGAAGCUGCUCCUCCAUCACAGAACGGUCAUGCGCACAAGCAGAGCAAUAAUGGCCCAGGACCCGGAACCGGAGUCGGGGCCACACUCGAAAAGCAUCCGUCUGUUCAAUCGAAUUUCAGCACCAGCAGUCGCGAUUUCAGUCCUUAUCCUUUACCAGGGAAGACUGAGGAUGUCGGAUCUGCUAGAGCACAACAAAGUGCCGUACAGUCGACCAAGGAGAGAGAAGAAGCCGCCCAAGCGAGGGCCGGCGCAGAUUCAGAUGCAGGCUGAGCCGACUUUUAUUCUUUGCUACUACAGCCCAGCCAAUCUAGCUGGGCGAUGAUUGUUUUUUGGGGAGCGUGAAUGUCACAAAGCACUCACGCGACAAAAGGGAGAUAUGAUAAGACGUUGGGGCCACUCGAACCAAUGUGCUAGACUAGGGACCCUACCCUAUUCUAACUAGGAUCCGGAGGCUUUUUGGUCCGCCAGAUGCGUCUACCCUCCCUCCCCUCCGCCCGCCGCCGGUGAGCCGCAGCUUUACUCCGAUACGAUACAGAUAUUGUAUGGUUGGUAAUGAAAAUGCCCUGUAUGAUCCAAUGUGAUUGAUGAUAUCCGCACGAAAAAUGCGAAGCGAAGCAAACGAAACAAUACAAAGGAAAGCAAAGCAGAACAAUGGGAAGUCCUCAACCGACCAGAUCUACCAUUGAAGUUGUGGUCCACACGUUUCUGAACCCUGGAAAGAAUAUGCGCUUGGGGAGAGAGAUAUCAACUACCUACAUGUAGCAACGAAAGAAGGUCAAGUGGACGGGCACAAGAGAGGCGCGGGCUCUGGAGAAAUGAGAUCACGCUGUUCUAAGGUGUCCACCCUGCGCCCGGUUAUGAUUCGGAUGCGAAUUCUAACUCGAGUUCUGGUGUUGAUAUGGGAAACAAGGAACCUCCUUUCUACAGUUCAUCCAGCGAUCAUCAUGACUAGACGAUCAACUGCAAGAGGACACGAUGGAUCAAUGUCUACCAGGUAGUUGGAGAUUGAAAUGAGAGGCUAAAAUCGGUUUUGGAAGCCCAUGCGUAAGGACAUGGCGGAUCGGAAGUCUACCUUCGAUCGGGAGUGAAUUGAGAGACUGGAGUCGUUAUUAGUAGUACUAAACCCAUGCUAUGCCGGUGCAAAAGGACAUUCCUGCAUCUAGGUACAUGUAUGGGGCAAUUGAAGAGAACCACUUCUGUCCACGACUGUCCAC
Exophiala dermatitidis NIH/UT8656 is the source of this 3095-nucleotide messenger RNA. RefSeq lists its product as uncharacterized. Gene Ontology annotation, molecular function: protein binding. The coding region runs from base 709 to 2151 and encodes 480 amino acids. The transcript has a single exon. The record is from RefSeq and is a predicted model, not a curated record. NCBI's taxonomy places the organism in Eukaryota, Fungi, Ascomycota, Eurotiomycetes, Chaetothyriales, Herpotrichiellaceae.